Molecule: messenger RNA, 10429 nt
Organism: Hypanus sabinus (Atlantic stingray)
Lineage: Eukaryota; Metazoa; Chordata; Chondrichthyes; Myliobatiformes; Dasyatidae
Exons: 12
Coding region: 196-1293 (365 amino acids)
Biological process (GO): interleukin-15-mediated signaling pathway
Cellular component (GO): plasma membrane
Molecular function (GO): interleukin-15 receptor activity
Source: RefSeq, a predicted model, not a curated record
CGUAAAUACUCGGGGACUGAGUCUGUGAGAGGGGAGCUGGUGGGUACAAAGAGGAGGCAGGGGUGUGACAGAAGCACACUGUUCCUUUUAAGCUGCACAGUGUCCAGGCUGAUUACUGACUUCCAGAAUGAAGAUGGAAUCUGCAAACAUAAGACACUUGAAAACCAGAAGUGCACUUUGCAUAUUGUGUGUGGGAUGUUGCGAGUCUCAAGGCUGCCAGUAAUAGACAGAUGCAGCAAACCCAACUUUACAAUUGAAAAUGUUGAUAUGAGCGAAAUAAUGGAAACACAGUUUGAAGUUGGUCGGAAGCUGCGAUUGAAGUGCCAGAGGGGUUAUAAGAGAAUGGCAGGAACAUCCAGCCUCAUCAAGUGUCAGUAUAUCUCCGAAUUUGCCAACUGGACAAAGCCCAUACUCCAGUGCAUAAGGAUAGGUGGUGCUCAAUCACCAGCACCAAGCAAUUCAUCAGCUGAGGUCCCUGAGGAAUUGACUCCUACCAUCCAUGGCACUUCAGCAAUGACAUCAUUAGCAACAUCUGUAAAGCCGACAGCAUUAACAACAUCUGUAGAACCUACAUCUGUAGAGCCAGCAAAACCGGGAACCACUGCAGAUCAUUAUACAUCAACUAUGGACAUUACAGUCACCUCAGGAAGCCACUUAUCAGCAGCACUGACAACAGUAACAAGAGCAGCAGCAGAGGCAGCAACCCUGACCACUGCAACAAGAUCAAUUUCAAUCUCCAGCCAAACCUCCUCCAGCACUCCAUUAACAACUGAUACCUCAGACAAAGGACUGAGACCCUUAAAUAUGACAUGGAGAACAGUAAUGCCAUCAGCAUCAAGUGGCUCAACAGCUGGAACAGAAUCCACAGCAGCAGUGCCCCCAGACAGAAAACAGAGAACAACAGCUGGAACAACAAUCACAUUCAUUAGUAGCAGCACCUCAGGAAUGGAAGCAGUAACAACCAGGAAAACUCUGACAGAAAGAACAGUAAUUUCUUCUACACCAACAGAAACAACUUCUGACUUUGCCUCCACUGUUACUACCACAGGCAUCAAUCAAACAGUGAAUGCUGGAAAAAACAUUGGAUUAGUCAUCGGGACCAGCACAGGCAGCUUGUUUGUCAUUUUCCUGGUUAUUCUGUUCUUCGUUUGGCUAUUGGUUUGCAAAAACAGAAUUUCCUGCCCCAGGUUGCGGGCUGCUGAGUAUGAAUUGACACCGGUGGAAUCAAUUGAUGUUCCAACAGUGGUGAAUGCAAAUGAAACUAAUCCUUUACAGUCACCACGAGAGACCUGACUUUCCUGAACUAAUGAUAUGGUUCAACAAUGUAUGUUGGCAGCUUGGACAAAAAAAAUUGGAUACAGGAACUGAGCAGGAAGCAGAGAUUAUCGAUUUAGGCAAUCUUUCUUUGCCUCAUCUUUGCUAAGCCUAUACAAUUGUUCUGCCUUCAGCUACGGAAAAUGAACACGGAAACAGACCAGAGCGACUGGCGUCUCCUCAUUUAUACUUAAUGGAUGGGACAGAUACAGGAAAUUCCUCUGGAUUAUAUUUUUGGAAUUCUUUUAAAAAAACCUCUCCAUUGAAACUCCAUUAAACUGGUGGCAGAGGUGAGCGGAAGCUUGAAAUAAAUGUUUAUAAUUAUAUAUUUCUAUUAAAUUCAUUAGAAAUAAAAACUGAUCCACCUCUAUAUUUCUGCAUAUGUUAUCCAAAUGCAUUUCACCUUUCUCUAGGUAUUUUCACCUAAUUUUCAAGAUGCAUUGCCUGGCACCUCUGUUGGUUUUGAAGACAACUGUUAUAAAAUCUGAAAUACUUCCUUUCCUCAAAGGACCGCUUCUCUGGGCUAGAAAUUCUCCCCCACAGGGCAAAGUUGUUGAGUGCUCCGCAGAUGAAUUUGAUUUAAAAUCUCCACAGCAAAGCACAGGCAGGUCAUAAAGAAAUACAGCAUGGAAACAGGCCUUUGGCUCACCACAUGUCUGACAGUUAUUAACACCAACUCACACUAAUUGCAGGUCAUCUGUGCAUUUGGUGUGAAAUUAGAUACAUAAUUGGAAAUUGCUCUGUAAAAUUCUUUUCCAGAUUGAAGACCCUCUGACAUGGCUAAUUACAAGUGGCAGAGCCAGCACCGCAAUGGCCUUUUUAUGUACUUAACCUUUGAGUCUUGUGUAUUGAUAGAACUAAUACCAAACUGUCACUUUUCCCUGUAGUGAAGAAUUUCUAAGCCAGUAUCUUUUGAUCGAGAGGUCAAGCAGGCUCAUUUACCUGCCGUAAUUAGCAGGUUUAAUAUGGAAAAGAACAAUUCUUCUGAUAGGGAGAUAUAUAGUUUUGAGGGAGACCAUGUCAUGUUUGGCCAUUCAUAUUUAUAAAAAUAUGUUUAAUAUUUUUAAUUCUAAACAUAAUUAAGAGUGACACCUUUGGUUGGUAAUUCCCCGUCAAACUGGCAACUGUGAAUUGGGUCUGUAAGUUAAGUGACUGCAGUAGUAUUGUGCUAAUAUCAAGCUUAUUCUGAAUGGAGUAAUACUUUGGUUCUUGAAGUGUGACAGGCUGGUUAUGAAAUUUCUGCAAAACACAAUUCCUGGAUUUUCUGUAUUAGUCAAUUAAGUUAAUCUUUUAACCUGCAAAUGUAAAAAGACUUCCUUGUGUGUGUAUAUAUGUAUAUACAAAUAGAUCACAUAUUAAACUGCAUAUUUAUUUAUGAUUAGAUAGCAAUAUAUUUGAAUCUUUAGUCAGUGUUAUAGACAAUAGGUGUAGAAGUAGACCAUUUGGCCCUUCAAGCCUGCACCACCAUUUUGAGAUCAUGGCUGAUCAUCUACUAUCAAUACCCGGUUCCUGCCUUGUCCCCAUAUCCCUUGAUUCCCCUAUCCAUGAGAUACCUAUCUAGCUCUUUCUUGAAAGCAUCCAGAGAAUUGGCCUCCACUGCCUUCUGAGGCAGUGCAUUCCAGACCCCCACAACUCUCUGGGAGAAGAAGUUUUUCCUUUACUCUGUCCUAAAUGACCUACCCCUUAUUCUCAAACCAUGCCCUCUGGUACUGGACUCUCCCAGCAUCUGGAACAUAUUUCCUGCCUCUAUCUUGUCCAAUCUCUUAAUAAUCUUAUAUGUUGCCAUCAGAUCCCCUCUCAAUCUCCUUAAUUCCAGUGUGUACAAGCCCAGUCUCCCUAACCUCUCUGCAUAAGACAGUCCAGACAUCCCAGGAAUGAACCUCGUGAAUCUACGCUGCACUUCCUCUACAGCCAGGAUAUCCUUCCUUAACCCUGGAGACCAAAACUGUACACAAUACUCCAGGUGUGGUCUCACCAGGGCCCUGUACAAAUGCAAGAGGAUUUCCUUGCUCUUGUACUCAAUUCCCUUUGUAAUGAAGGCCAACAUUCCAUUAGCCUUCUUCACUGCCUGCUACACUUGCUCAUUCACCUUCAGUGACUGAUGAACAAGGACUCCUAGAUCUCUUUGUAUUUCUCCCUUACCUAACAUUACACCGUUCAGAUAAUAAUCUGCCUUCCUGUUCUUACUCCCAAAGUGAAUAACCUCACACUUAUUCACAUUAAACGUCAUCUGCCAAUUAUUUCCCCACUCACUCAGCCUAUCCAAGUCACCCUGAAUUCUCCUAACAUCCUCAUCACAUUUCACACUGCCACCCAGCUUAGUAUCAUCAGCAAAUUUGCUGAUGUUAUUCUCAAUUCCUUCAUCUAAAUCGUUGACAUAAACGUAAACAGCUGUGGUCCCAAUACCGAGCCCUGUGGCACCCCACUAGUCACCACCUGCCAUUCCGAGAAAUACCCAUUCAACGCUACCCUUUGCUUUCUAUCUGCCAACCAGUUUUCUAUCCAUGUCAAUGACAUCCCCCCCAAUGCCAUGAGCUUUGAUUUUACCCACUAAUCUUCUAUGUGGGACCUUAUCAAAUGCCUUCUAAAAAUCGAGGUACACUACAUCCACUGGAUCUCCCUUGUCUAACUUCCUGGUUACAUCCUCGAAAAACUCCAAUAGAUUAGUCAAGCAUGAUUUACCCUCGGUAAAUCCAUGCUGGCUCGGCCCAAUCCUAUCACUGCUAUCUAGAUAUGCCACUAUUUCAUCUUUAAUAAUGGACUCUAGCAUCUUCCCCACUACUGAUGUUAGGCUGACAGGACGAUAGUUCUCUGUUUUCUCCCUCCCUCCUUUCUUAAAAAGUGGGAUAACAUUAGCCAUUCUCCAAUCCUCAGGAACUGAUCCUGAAUCUAAGGAACAUUGGAAAAUGAUUACCAAUGCAUCCGCAAUUUCCAGGACCACCUCCUUUAGUACCCUAGGAUGCAAACCAUCUGGACCUGGGGAUUUGUCAGCCUUCAGUCCCAUCAGUCUAGUCAUCACUGUUUCCUUCCUAAUGUCAAUCUGUUUCAUUUCCUCUGUUACCCUAUGUCCUUGGCCCAUCCAUACAUCUGGGAGAUUGCUUGUGUCUUCCUUAGUGAAGACAGAUCUAAAGUACUUAUUAAAUUCUUCUGCCAUUUCUCUGUUUCCCAUAACAAUUUCACCCAAUUCAUUCUUCAAGGGCCCAACAUUGUUCUUAACUAUCUUCUUUCUCUUCACAUACCUGAAAAAGCUUUUGCUAUCCUUCUUUAUAUUCCUGGCUAGUUUGCGUUUGUAUCUCAUUUUUUUCUCCCCGUAUUGCCUUUUUAGUUAAGUUCUGUUGUUCCUUAAAAAUUUCCCAAUCAUCAGUCCUCCCACUCACCUUAGAUCUGUUAUAGUUACUUUCUUUUAAUGCUAUGCAAUCUCUGACUUCCUUUGUCAACUACUGUGGCCCCUUUCCCCCUUUUGAAUCCUUCCUUUUCCAGGGGAUGAACUGAUUUUGUACCUUGUGCAUUAUUCCCAAGAAUACCUGCCAUUGCUGUUCCAGUCUUUUCUGCUAGGAUAUCCGUCCAGUUAACUUUGGCCAGCUCCUCCCUCAUGGCUCCAUAGUCUCAUUUGUGCAACACUGACACCUCCGAUCUGCCCUUAUCCUUCUCAAAUUACAGAUAAAAACUUAUCAUAUUAUGGUCACUACCCCCUAAUGGCUCCUUCAAGAUUGCUUAUCAAAUCCUGUUCAUUACAUAACACUAAAUCCAGAAUAGCCUUGUCCCUGGUCAGCUCUCGUACAAGCUGUUCCAAGAAUGCAUCACUUAGGCACUCUACAAACUCCCUAUCCUGGGGUCCAGCACCAACCUGAUUCUCCCAGUUCACCUGCAUGUUGAAAUCCCCCAUAACUACUGCGACAUUACCUUUGCCACAUGCCAAUGUUAACUCCCUAUUCAACUUGCACCCAAUAUCCAUGCUACUGUUUGGUGGCCUGUAGACAACACCCAUUAGGGUCCUUUUGCCCUUACUGUUCCUCAAUUCUAUCCACUCAGACUCCACUUCUCCUGAUCCUAUGUCCCCCCUUGCAAAGGACUGAAUCUCAUUCCUCACCAACAGGGCCACCCCACCCCCUCUGCCCACAUUUCUGUCCCUACGAUAGCACUUAUACCCUUGUACAUUAAUUUCCCAGGUCUGAUCCCCCUGCAGCCAUGUCUCCGUUAUCCCAACAAAAUCAUAGUUACUCAUUUGCACCUGAGCUUCAAGCUCACCUGCCUUAUUUCUAACACUUUGUGCAUUCAGAUAUAGAAUUUUUAGCCCAUUUCUUCUCUCUCUGUUUGAAUCUCUGCCUAUUGUGCUUAACCCAGCUCCCCGAACUCCCAUCGAGCUAUACGCCCCUAGAAUUUUGUUGUCCUUCCUAAAUUUACCUAUUUUUUCUGCACAUUUAACUCCCAUGUUCUGUCAGGCCUGUACGUGUCCUCCCUAUCACUUGUUCCGCCUCUCCUUUCUCUACUACACAAUUAAUAUUCCAGAACCGUGUAGUCCCCACCUGUCCUUUAUUCUUCAUCUCGCUAUCCUCUCUCUCAUUCUGGAUCCCCGCCCCCUGCAAAUUUAGUUUAAACCCCCCCCAAGAAGCACUAGCAAACUAUAACAUGCACCAUUUUAGAAGAGCUUAGUCAUGUGGGACAAGACUAUUAUUUUCAUACAGUCACCUACGCCAAGAUGAGGAACUGUGAUCCCUGGGGAAAGUGCAAAUUGUAGAUAAUGACCAGAUUGAUUACGGGUGGUGUAGUUGGAGUCAGUUGGUGCCAGGACAAAAUUAUUGUAAAUUAACUCCAGAUUUCUGAAUGCUGAGGGAGAUUUAAGAUUGAGGUGUCUCAUCAUAUCUGAGAAAUUUUCCAGAGUAAAUUGUAUCCAAAAAUUGUAAAUUGUAUUCCAUAUUCAAUUAGAGGAUGAAAGGGUUGGAUCUCAAACAAGCGUACUGAGCUUAAAUAAAGGAGACUAUGAUGGUAUGAGAGCGGAAUUGCUUAAGAUGGAUUGGGAAAAUAGAUUAAAGGGUAGAUCGGUACUUGAUCAGUGGUGUAUAUUUAAGGAGUUAUUUUACAACUAUCAAGAAAAAUAUAUUCCACUGAAGAAAAAAGGGUGUAAAAGAAAAAAUAGUUAUCCAUGGCUAAGUAAAGAAAUAAAGCAAAGUAUACGACUAAAAAGAAAGUUAUAUAAAGUAGCUAAAUCUAGUGGGAAGAUUGAAGAUCGAGAAGCUUUUAAAGAUCAGCAGCAAAUAACAAAAAGACUGAUUAAGAAGGGGAAGAUAGAUUAUGAAAGUAAAUUGGCGAAAAACAUAAAAGCAGAUAGUAAGAGUUUUUAUAGUUACAUAAAAGGGUGGCUAAAGUAAAUGUUGGUCCCCUAGAAGAUGAGACCGGGAAAUUAAUGGUAGGGGACAUGGAGAUGGCGGAAACGCUGAACAAAUAUUUUGUAUCAGUUUUUACAGUAGAGGACACUCAAAAUAUCCCAACACUGGAUAAACAGGGGGCUCUAGGGGGAAAGAAGCUAACUACGAUUCAAAUCACCAAGGAAAUGGUACUUGACAAAUUAAUGGGACUGAAGGUGGAUAAAUCCCCUGGACCGGAUGGCUUGCAUCUUAGGGUCUUAAGGGAAGUGGUGGUCGGGAUUGUGGUGAUAAUUUUUCAAAACUUGCUGGACUCGGCAAUGGUCCCGGCAGAUUGGAAAAAUGCUAAUGUAACUCCUUUAUUUAAAAAGGGCAAUAGACAGAAGGCUGGGAAUUAUAGGCCAGUUAGCCUAACAUCUGUGGUUGGCAAAAUGUUGGAAUCGAUAAUUAACAGUAACAGGGCAUUUGGAUAAACAUAGCUUAAUAGGUCAAAGUCAGCAUGGCUUUACAAAAGGGAAGUCAUAUUUGACAAAUUUGUUGGAGUUCUUUGAGGACAUAACAUAUAGGGUAGAUAAAGGGGAGCCAGUGUAUGUGGUGUAUUUGGACUUCCAAAAGGCAUUUGACAAGGUGCGACACCAAAGAUUAAUACUUAAAGUAGAAAAUCGUGGGAUUGGGGGUAAUAUUCUGGCAUGGGUGGAGGAUUGGCUUUCUAACAGAAAACAGAGAGUUGGGAUAAAUGGCUUAUUCUUAGACUGGCAGUUGGUGACUAGUGGUGUUCCGCAGGGGUCGGUGUUGGGACCCCAACUCAUUACAAUCUAUGUUAAUGAUCUGGAGAAAGGGACUAAGUGCAACGUAUCGAAGUUUGCUGAUGACACAAAGAUGGGAGGGAAUGUAAUAAGUGCGGAGGACAUUGAAACCCUGCAGGGGGACAUAGAUAGGCUGAGUGAUUGGGCAGACAUUUGGCAGAUGAAAUAUAAUACUGACAAGCGUGAGGUCUUGCACUUUGGCAGGAAAAAUAAUAGAGCAAGUUAUUAUCUAAAUGGAGAGAAACUGAAAAGUGCUUCUGUGCAAAGGGAUCUGGGGGUCCUGGUGCAGGAAACACAAAAAGUUAGUAUGCAAGUGCAGCAGGUGGUCAAGAAGGCCAAUGGAAUGCUGGCUUUUAUUGCUAGGGGGAUGGAGUAUAAGAACAGGGAGGUCUUACUGCAGUUGUACCGGGUAUUGGUGAGACCACACCUGGAGUACUGCGUGCAGUUCUGGUGUCCAUAUUUAAGAAAGGACAUACUGGCUCUCGAGGCAGUGCAGAGAAGGUUCACUAGGUUAAUUCCGGGGAUGGGUGGGUUGAUGUAUGAUGAGAGGUUGAGUAGAUUGGGACUCUACUCAUUGGAGUUCCGAAGAAUGAGAGGCGAUCUUAUUGAAACAUAUAAGAUUGUAAAGGGGCUCGAUCGGGUGCAUGCGGGGAGAAUGUUCCCAAUGAUGGGUGAAACUAGGACUAGGGGGCAUAAUCUUGAGAUAAGGGGAUGCUGUUCCAGGACUGAGAUGAGGAGAAAUUUCUUCACUCAGAGGGUAGUGGGGCUGUGGAAUUUACUGGCCCAGAGAGCUGUGGAAGCUACUACACUCAAUAAAUUCAAAACGGAGAUAGACAUUUUCCUGGAUAAAAAUGGCAUUAAGGGAUACGGUGAGCGAGCAGGUAAGUGGACAUGAGGCUAGGUUUAGAUCAGCCAUGUGAUCUCCUGGGCCAGUUUUUGAUAGCCUGGAUGGGUCGGAGAGGAAUUUUCCAGAUUUUUUCUCCUCAAUUGGCAAAUCGUUCUUUUUCCCCUGGCUGAUCGCAUGGGUUUGGGCGGGAUGAAUAAUAAAAUAAAAUGGACGGCAUGGUGCCCUGUUGCCUUGUGGGAUUCGGUGAUAACUAGACUUAAGAUUGGACCAGCCAUGAUCUUGUUGAAUGGCAGAGCAGGCUUGAGGGGCCGAUUGGCCUACUCCUGCUCCUAUCUCUUAUGUUCUUAUGUUCAAUGAAUAUCUUUGCAGCCAUUGUUAUUUCUGUAAACUUGGCAAUCACAUAAAACAGGCUCCCAUAAAAGAGUUAGCAAAUGGUCAACUGCCUUAGAAUUGGUUGUUGAGGGAAGUUGAUGUGGGAAUUAAGCUGCUAUAAAGUUAAUUCUGUGUGUGAAAACACCAAUCAGCAACCAUCAAGCAUUCCAUUGCUGACAGUGUAACAGAUAUAAAUACCAGUGCAAUGUAACUACCAAUGUCUUUUUGAUCAACAUGCAAACCUGUGGGGCUGCUGCAAAUAGCAUUUUACCCAAAACAAAGCCACACCACUCAUUAUUAGCAAAAUGUUUUCAGACAAGAUGAUUUUGGUUUACAGAUGUGGAACCGAGAUCAAAUGGUCACAUAGAACACAAUACGAGAUAGCGUGGCAGCUUGGCCCACACUUGGAAGUAUUGUGUUCAGUUCUGGUCACCACAUUAUAGGAAGGAUGUGGAAGCUUUAGAGAGGACACAGGAGAUUUAACAGGAUGCUGCCUGGAUUAAACAGCAGAGAAACAGGCCCUUUGGCCCAUGAUAUUAUUCAAACUAAUUAAACUAGUAAUUGCCAUGGUAGUGUAGUGGUUAAUAUGAUGUUAUUUCAGCUCAAAGCUUCAGAGUGCAACCUGGGCAUCCUCUGUAGGGACUUUGUACUUCCUCCAUGUGGAAUGCAUGGAUUUUCCUUGGGUCCUCCAGUUUACCCCCACGGUCCAAAGAUGUUCCAUUGUAAACUGCCCUGUGAUUAGGCUAGUGCUAAAUUGUGGUUGCUGGGUAGUGCAACUUGAAGGACCAGAAGGGCCUCUACUGUGCUGUAUCUCUAAAUAAAUAAAAUUAACACUGAACUAAUCUCAUAAUCUUAUACAUUUCUAUCAAGUCUCCCCUCAGCCUCCACUGAUACAGAGAAAACAGCCCCCUAGUUUGCCCAGCCUAACACUGCAAAAAAAUGGUACUAAUGACAUGCAAGGUCUGCACAAUUGCUUGCCAGCACUGCUAGGGAGAGAAUUCAUUCUUUGCUUUUAAAGUAGAUGGGAAGCUGUUGGUCAACGUCUGGGAAGCAAAUUCACAAGUGUGAACAGGACAAAUUAUAGGAAAGAAAAUGGCCAACUCGUGUGCAUUCCAAGGGAGCUGAACCAUUAACUCAAUUUUCUCAUUUCAGAAUCAAAAUCAGGUUUAAGAUCAAUGGCAAAUAUCAUGAAAUUUGUUAACUUUGUGGCAACUGUACAAUGCAAUACAUGAUAUAGAAAAAAAGUUGAAAUAUAUAUAUGUAUAUUAAAUAGUUGAGAUAUGUAGUGCAAAAACAGAAAUUAAAAAGAAAGUAGUGGAGUAGUGUUCAUAGGUUCAAUGUCCAUUCAGAAAUUAGAUGUCUGAAGGGAAGAAGCUGAAUCGCUGAGUGUGUGCCUUCAGGCUUCUGUCCCUCCUUCCUGAUUGUAAGAAUGAGAAGAGGGCAUGUCCUGGGUGGCAGGGGUCCUUGGUGAUGGAAGCUGCUUUCCACUGCUAAUGAAGGUAUCUUGAAUACUCCAGAGGAUAGUACAAAUGAAGCUGACUAAUCUUACAACUCUGUGCAGCUUGCUUCGAUCCUGUGCAGUACUGCCCCCCACUGACUGAUGCAGCCAGUCAGCGUACUCUGCACCAUACAUCUGAAGAGAUUUUGGAGUGCUUUCGCUGAUGAACCAAAUCUCCUCAACCUAGUUGCUGUCUUGCCUUUAUAGCUGCAUUGAUCUGCUGGCUCCA